Anolis sagrei ordinatus is the source of this 2175-nucleotide messenger RNA. NCBI's taxonomy places the organism in Eukaryota, Metazoa, Chordata, Lepidosauria, Squamata, Anolidae. The record is from RefSeq and is a predicted model, not a curated record.
UAUAUUUUAGCUAUUAAAAACAUGAGAAGCAAAUGAAUACAAUCCUCCUCAUUCAGAAGAUGUAACUGUUCGACAUAUCCCACCUCCCACUCCCCAACCACUCCUAAAGCCUUUUCUUUUCCCAAUUCUCCCUUUCAUUUCCUUCCCUUGUUUCUGCUUCUGCUGCAGGAUUUGUGUCUGGAACGGAUCCCUGAGGCAGGUCAGUGUUUUCCUGAAUCCAGUCAAAGGCAGCAGCCAAGGUGGAUGAUGGAGGACAGCGAAGGAAAGUCUCCCUCAAUGAGAGAGGGAACAAGGACUGGGUCUGUAAGUAGAAGUAGAAGAGCAUCUUUUCCUCAAGAGGAACUCAGAAUAGCAUCUGCAGAAGUACAUCAGGUAGGGGGCAGGCCCUCCAGCAAGCCAAGAAAGGCGCAGGCGGUGUUCUGCUGUCGAUUUAACCACCCUGUGGUUCUCACAAAAUCUUGUUCUUUCCCUUUGCUUGCAUCCAACGUGUUACUUCAAAGAGCCUGUAGAUAUCAUCCAAUAAGAAUUUCAAGUUUUAGAGCAGUCUGAAACAAUAUUUUUGUUGUUCUCCAGGUGACUUUUGAGGAGGUGGCUGUGGAUUUCACAGAAGAAGAGUGGGCUCUGUUGGACCCAGGCCAAAGAGCCCUUCAUCAGAAGGUGAUGGAGGAGAAUUUGGAACGCCUGUCCUCUCUGGGAAGCACUUGUGGAAACAAUUCCUCGUCAUCCAAGUGUUUGGAGGGGAAAAAAAGAUUCAGUCAAAAGGCCUUCCUCUCCCGUUACCAAUCAGAUCACACAAGGAAGAAACCAUUUCAUUGUUGGAUAUGCCGAAAGGGUUUCAUUUUGAAGAGUUUCCUUCUUUGUCAUCAAACAACUCACGCCGGGAGGAAACUAUUCAAAUGCCUGAAGUGUAGAAAAGAGUUUAUUUGGAAGUCACACCUCACUCGGCAUCAAGCAACUCACACUGAGGACAAUCCAUUCAAAUGCCUGGAGUGUGGAAAAGGCUUUAUUCAGAAGGCAGACCUCACUCGGCAUCAAGCAAUUCACAUGGGGGAGAAACCAUUCAAAUGCCCAGAGUGUGGAAAAGGCUUUAUUCAGAAGGGAAACCUCACUCAGCAUCAAGCAACUCGCACUGGGGAGAAACCAUUCAAAUCCCCAGAAUGUGGAAAAGGUUUUAUUCAGAAAGCAAACCUCACUCAGCAUCAAGCAACUCACACUGGGGAGAAACCAUUCAAAUGCCCAGAGUGUGGAAAAGGUUUUAUUCAGAAGGUAAACCUCACUCGGCAUCAAGCAACUCACACUGGGGAGAAACCAUUCAAAUGCCCAGAGUGUGGAAAAGGCUUUAUUCAGAAGGCAGACCUCACUCGGCAUCAAGCAACUCACACUGGGGAGAAACCAUUCAAAUGCCCAGAGUGUGGAAAAAGCUUUUUUCGGAAGUCAGUCCUCACUCAGCAUCGAGCCAUUCACACUGGGGAGAAACCAUUCAAAUGCCCAGAGUGUGGAAAAAGCUUUAUUCAGAAGGGAAACCUCACUCGGCAUCAAGCCAUUCACACUGAGGACAAUCCAUUCAAAUGCCUGGAGUGUGGAAAAGGCUUUAUUCAGAAGGCAGACCUCACUCGGCAUCAAGCAAUUCACACUAGGGAGAAACCAUUCAAAUGCUUGGAGUGUGGAAUAGGUUUUAUUCAGAAGGCAGACCUCACUCGGCAUCAAGCAAUUCACAUGGGGGAGAAACCAUUCAAAUGCCCAGAGUGUGGAAAAGGCUUUAUUCUGAAGACAGACCUCACUCGGCAUCAAGCAAUUCACACGGGGAAGAAACCAUUCAAAUGCCCAGAGUGUGGAAAAGGCUUUGUUCAGAAGUCACACCUCACUCAGCAUCAAGCAAUUCACACGGUGGAGAAACCAUUUAAAUGCCUGGAGUGUGGAAAAGGCUUUAUUCAGAAGGCAAUCCUCACUCGGCAUCAAGCAACUCACACUGGGGAGAAACCAUUCAAAUGCUUGGAGUGUGGAAAAGGUUUUAUUCUGAAGGCAGACCUCACUCGGCAUCAAGCAACUCACACUGGGGAGAAACCAUUCCAAUGCCCAGAGUGUGGGAAAGGCUUUAUUCAGAAGGUAAACCUCACUCGGCAUCAAGCAACUCACACUGGGGAGAAACCAUCAAAUACCCAGAGUGUGGAGUAG